AUGUCGCUGAUCAGCAUCUUGGCUCCUCUAGUCACUUCUGAGGGCUUAGACUCAAGAAUCAAACCCUCAUCGAAAAAAGAUGCUUCUUCCACAACGAAGCCGUCGCUAUGGAAAACUACCGAAUUCAAAUUCUACUACGUUGCCUUUUUAGUCGUUGUUCCCUUGAUGUUCUAUGCAGGGUUGCAAGCUAGUUCGUCCGAAAAUCCAAAUUAUGCAAGAUACGAGCGUCUUCUAUCUCAAGGUUGGCUAUUUGGUAGGAAAGUGGAUAAUAGUGAUUCUCAAUAUAGGUUUUUCAGGGACAAUUUUGUACUAUUGUCGGUUUUAAUGCUGGCCCACACGUCUAUUAAACGCAUUGUCCUUUAUUCAACCAACAUCCCUAAAUUAAGAUUCGAUCUAAUAUUUGGUUUAAUCUUCUUGGUGGCCGCUCAUGGUGUCAAUUCGAUAAGAAUUUUAGCCCAUAUGCUAAUUUUAUAUACCAUCUCUCAUGCGCUCAAGAAUUAUAGAAAAAUAGCCACCAUUAGCCUUUGGAUUUAUGGUAUUUCUACGCUUUUUAUUAAUGACAACUUCAGAGCUUAUCCAUUUGCCAAUCUUUGCUCCCUUUUAAGCCCACUGGAUCACUGGUAUAGAGGUAUUAUUCCAAGAUGGGAUGUUUUUUUCAAUUUUACCCUUCUGAGAGUCUUAAGUUACAACUUAGACUACUUGGAAAGAUGGGAGAAUUUACAAACGAAGAAAAGCCCAUCCUACGAAUCAAAAGAAGCUAAAUCAGCCAUUAUGCUCAAUGAACGCGCUAGAUUAACCGCGGCUCACCCCAUCCAAGACUACAGCUUAAUGAAUUAUAUUGCAUACGUUACUUACACACCACUUUUCAUCGCUGGUCCCAUUAUAACAUUCAAUGAUUACAUUUACCAAUCGAAACAUACCCUUCCAUCAAUAAACUUCAAGUUCAUUUUUUACUAUGCGGUAAGAUUCAUUAUUGCUAUCUUAUCUAUGGAGUUCAUUUUACAUUUCCUUUACGUGGUGGCAAUCUCAAAAACCAAAGCUUGGGAAAAUGAUACACCUUUUCAGAUUUCCAUGAUUGGCUUAUUCAAUUUGAAUAUUAUUUGGCUGAAACUUCUAAUUCCGUGGAGAUUGUUUAGGCUAUGGGCUUUGAUAGACGGAAUCGAUACCCCUGAGAAUAUGAUCAGGUGUGUCGAUAACAAUUACAGUUCAUUAGCUUUCUGGAGAGCUUGGCAUAGAAGCUAUAAUAAAUGGGUUGUCCGUUAUAUAUACAUUCCUCUAGGUGGCUCAAAAAACAGAAUUUUGACAUCGCUAGCUGUCUUUUCCUUCGUGGCCAUAUGGCAUGACAUUCAAUUGAAGUUAUUAUUAUGGGGCUGGCUAAUAGUUCUUUUCCUUUUACCAGAAAUUUUUGCUACUCAAAUUUUCUCUCAUUAUACCGACGCAGUCUGGUACAGACACGUUUGUGCUGUUGGCGCUGUUUUCAACAUAUGGGUGAUGAUGAUCGCUAAUCUUUUUGGAUUUUGCUUAGGUUCUGACGGUACUAAAAAAUUACUAGGUGAUAUGUUCUGUACCGUAUCUGGUUUCAAGUUUGUGAUUUUGGCAAGCGCUAGUUUAUUCAUCGCGGUUCAAAUAAUGUUUGAAAUUAGAGAAGAAGAAAAGAGACACGGAAUUUACUUAAAAUGCUAA
Molecule: messenger RNA, 1683 nt
Organism: Saccharomyces paradoxus
Lineage: Eukaryota; Fungi; Ascomycota; Saccharomycetes; Saccharomycetales; Saccharomycetaceae
Gene: GUP1
Product: O-acyltransferase
Exons: 1
Coding region: 1-1683 (560 amino acids)
Biological process (GO): GPI anchor biosynthetic process
Cellular component (GO): endoplasmic reticulum
Source: RefSeq, a predicted model, not a curated record